AUGGGUGAAAGAUCGGGAGCUACUAAAAGAAUACAAAAAGAAUUGUCAGAUAUUACAUUAGAUCCUCCUCCAAAUAUUUCAGCAGGACCACUUGGUGAUAAUUUAUAUGAAUGGAUGUCAACUAUACUAGGACCAGAGGGCACUCCCUAUCAAGGAGGUGUCUUCUUUUUACACAUUACUUUUCCAACAGAUUAUCCUUUUAAACCUCCAAAGAUACAAUUUAAAACAAAAAUAUAUCAUUGUAAUAUAAACUCAAAUGGAGAUAUUUGUUUAGAUAUUUUAAAGAAUAAUUGGAGUCCAGUAUUGACAGUGGCCAAGAUAGAUAGAUAUAAACCUACUACUACUACUCCUACUACAACUACAAUAGAUAAUAAAAUAGUACUAUCAACACAUCAUCAUCAUACCGAACAAGGAAGAACAAGACAAGAGCUCAACAAACAGACUACUUACUCGUCGUCGUCGUCGGCUAAACAAACAGUACAGUACACCACUCAUAGAGAUCCAUCUAUCUUGUUAAUUCUCUUACAGUGGUUAAUACAUCAUAUGGAUUAG
Molecule: messenger RNA, 552 nt
Organism: Cavenderia fasciculata
Lineage: Eukaryota; Evosea; Eumycetozoa; Acytosteliales; Cavenderiaceae
Product: Ubiquitin-conjugating enzyme E2-23 kDa
Exons: 5
Coding region: 1-552 (183 amino acids)
Source: RefSeq, a predicted model, not a curated record